AUGCUUAAAAUUGGUAUAUCAUGUAGAACUCUCACUUUACCCGUUUCAUUGAAGAUGAAAUCAAAUCAACCAUUUUUUUUUCUUUCAGGUUAUGGAAAUAUUGCACCAAGGACUAACUGGGGGAAAAUCGCUACUAUAAUCUACGCUAUCUUCGGCAUACCACUCAUGUUGCUGUAUCUUACCAAUAUCGGUGAUAUCUUGGCCAAGUCCUUUCGGUAUGUGUAUGGGCGAAUCUGCAGUUGCGGUUCUAGCGAUCCUUACAAAAGAAGACGACAUAACAAUCACCACCAUCAUCCGGCCGAAAAUUACAGAGUCCAUCACAUCGUAGCCCAUAAUUCUCCAAACAGGAAUCACCCAAAUUCAGAACCUGGUGUCCAGGAUAAACUUCAUAUGCCGACUGAAGACGAAGUGAGAAUAGAAAAUCUGCCAGAUCUUGAUCUGGAUCUGGAAUACGAAAAGCCCAGAGUAUCUGUACCUAUUACUUUGUGCUUAUUGAUACUUGUCGGAUAUAUCUCCGGCGGAGCGGUGCUGUUUUCUUUGUGGGAGGGAUGGGGAUUUCUGGACGGCUCUUACUUCUGUUUCGUUACCCUCAGUACCAUCGGUUUUGGGGACCUAGUGCCUGGAGAUUCAGUGGUAUCGGAUGAAGGGUCGCAAGAGAAACUUGUAAUUUGCUCGCUAUAUCUUCUUGUCGGCAUGGCCUUGAUAGCAAUGUGCUUCAAUUUGAUGCAAGAAGAAGUUAUACACAAAGUCCGAAACUGCGGCAGGAGGAUUGGCAUUAUUAAAGAUCAAGAAGAAGAGGAUGACAUGGGCUGACAAUGCACUGAAGCUGAGAACGGUUUAAAGUACAGCGACAUGGAUCUUUUUUGCUAAGACCAGACUUCAAUACUUCAAGACACAUGAUGCCAGUAGACGGACGUCAAUGUGCUGGUUUUAAAACUGUUCUCCGCUUCAGAUAUGUGACAGAAUAAACAAUCUAAUGGAAACAUUGCUAAAACUUCGAAGACACUUUUAACAAAUUCUUAAAAAAAUAUAUAACAUGUCACGAAAUGAUCAAACAUUUUUGAACAAAUUGUGAAAGAUCUUCAAGAAGUUUCAUACAAAGGAAAAUUAACUGUUUUUUUUUCUACAUUAGAUGACAAGUUUUUAUAUAAUUUCGGUAGAUAUUCACCUGAACAGGAUUGUUAUCUAUAACUAUUUGUACUAUGUUUGUUGCACAGAAAUGAUGUUUAAACGUUAUGAGAUUAGUAAAGAAAUAUGGAAUUACACUUUAAAAUGAAGUCGUGAAUUUAAGGGUAAUUGUCAGUAAUCAAAUGACAGUUAACAUGAAAGAAACACAUUACACAUCUCUUAUUUACUUCCUUAACGGUAUUUGAAAUUAAAGGUAAAAAGGAAUUCAAUAUUAUUAAUUAUUUUAUGUUCAAAAUAAGUAUUUAACGGCAAAAUGUCAAUAAAUUUAUUUCUGUAAAUUACGAUUCAUUUAUUUGCUUGCAGCAUAAUAUAUUUCAAUUCAGAGUAACAGUAGAGGAAACAUUUAUUGAAACGAUUCAUGAUAACGGCGCUUUUAAUUUUGCAAGUGAUCAAACCGAUUAGCAGAAACUCCGAAACUUAUUGCCUACAUUUAAACAGCGAUAGUAAAAGAUUUUUGCAACAAUUAUGGAUAAUAUAGGACAGUUAUACACCUUUUGUUAGCUGUAUAAACAGUACAGACGUUACUAAUAUUUUAAGAAACAUUUAUCUUAUAUUUAAUUAUCUGUUUACUGAUAACCUAUACACUGAUCCUCUAUACCCUAAUAACCAAUGUGGUACUUACUAUGAAAUCAAAGAUUUUAUUCAUUGUAAGAUGGCAAUAACAACCGAACUGGCUAUCUGAGAAGUGUGUGCUGUAGGAUAAAAAGAAUAAUAAACUAUAAGUGAUUUUUAGGGUAGCUAUCAGAUAAAUAUAAAGAAAAAUGUUUCUAAUCUCAAAACAGCUUACACUAAAAUUAUAAACUUUUAAACAAGAACUUUUUAUACCAAAUAAACAAAGAAAGUUGACAUGCAUAAAAAGGAAACAGGGAAUGUGUUUUUAAUUAAACAUAUGAAAUUGAUCAUUUUAUCGUCUUUAAGUUUAUGGGGAAUCCAGUAUGUUGCAAGCAAUUAAAAUACUAUUCACUUAGAAUUAUUUGUGUGUUUUAAAGGUAAUAUAGAAAU
Messenger RNA from Stegodyphus dumicola, 2190 nucleotides. RefSeq names its product TWiK family of potassium channels protein 7-like. The record is from RefSeq and is a predicted model, not a curated record. Lineage: Eukaryota; Metazoa; Arthropoda; Arachnida; Araneae; Eresidae. Gene Ontology annotation, molecular function: outward rectifier potassium channel activity; potassium ion leak channel activity. Gene Ontology annotation, cellular component: plasma membrane. Gene Ontology annotation, biological process: potassium ion transmembrane transport; stabilization of membrane potential.